This is a messenger RNA of Phaeoacremonium minimum UCRPA7, 744 nucleotides long. RefSeq lists its product as hypothetical. The transcript is spliced from 3 exons. Bases 1 to 744 code for a protein of 247 amino acids. NCBI's taxonomy places the organism in Eukaryota, Fungi, Ascomycota, Sordariomycetes, Togniniales, Togniniaceae. The record is from RefSeq and is a predicted model, not a curated record.
AUGCCCGGCUCUAUGAAACACAAGCGCCCUGGCGCCACGCACCAGGCGGACGACAACUCAGCCAACGGCACCCCAGACCUGGGACAUCUCACUUCCGGUAUUGAUAGCCUGACCAUCCAGGAUAUCACCCGCUUCGCGAUUGACCGAGCUGGUCCCGUCGCCUCCGACCAGGCCAUGGCUGCUGUCCGAGCCACGAACGCUACCGAAUCUACUGCUCUAAUUGUGGCCUCUAUCGCCACUUUGGAAGGCCAGAUCAAUGGCGUGAAGGCUGUCAUGGAUGGCGUGAAGUCCACCAUGGAUGAUGUCAAGACUAUUGUUAAGGGAGAGAAGACUACCAUGAAUGGAAUGAUGGCAACCGUGGACGGAGUGAAGACUGCUGCCGCAAAGGCAUCCCGGGCUGCUAACGCUGCCAUCGAUCGUGCGGAUGGCACCGAUGUCGAUGUUACCCUGAUCAAUAACACCAUUGGCGAGAUUCGAGACGAGGUUAAUCAUGACUACUCACGCCUGCAGUCACUCGACAAUGAGGUCUUGGAGGUGGGCAACAAUGUCAAGGACAUGGAGUCCACUGUCGAGGAUCACGAAGCGCAGAUUGAGGACCUGAAUGAUCAGAUUCAGACUCUACAGGCGGAGCUGGAUGCACUGCGACCUGUUACAGGCGUCGUUCGCACCCUCUGUGUGAUGCUCAGAGUCUCGUACGAUGUGCUCAUGGUUGCGGCUCGUGCUCAGGCUGGCGACAAUGCUUAG